AUGCUUCUGCAAAGCCAAGCCCGACAGCAGCAAAAGCACCACACACCAAAGCCCUCCGAAGCACCACCAAAGACAGCAGUAACAGCAGCAGCAGCAAAGCCAGCAGCGGCAGCAGCGGCAAAGCCAGCAGCAGCAGCAGCAGCAAAGCCAGCAGCAGCAGCAAAGCCCGCAGCAGCAGCAGCAAAGCCUGCAGCAGCAGCGGCAAAGCCGGGACCUGCUAGUGCUGCUGCAGCUAAACAGGCAGGACAUGCAGCAGCAGACGCCAAACCAGCAGCAGCAGCAGCAAAACCAGCAGCAUCAGCAGCAACACCAAAAUCACCAGCAGCAGCACCCGCGGCAGCUAAGGCAGAAGCAGCUAAACCAGCAGCACCAGCAGCAGCAAAACCAGCAGCAGCAACUGCAGCAUCGCCAAAACCAGCAGAAGCAGCAGCAGCAAAACCAGCGGCAGCAGCAGCAGCAAAACAACCAGCAGCAGCAGUGGCAGCAAAGCCUGCAGCGGCAGCAGCACCGGAUGCAGCCAAGUCGGCAGCAGCAACAGCAGCAGCAGCAAAACCGACAGGAGCACCAGCUGCAGCCUCUCAACCAGCAGCAGCAGCAGCAGCAAAACCAGGAGCAGCAGCAACGCCGGCAGCAGCAAAGCCGGCAGCAGCAGCAGCAACACCAGCAGCAGGAAAGCCUGCUGCAGCACAAAAGGCAGCAGUAACGAGUCCAGCAACAGCAGAGGCAAAACCAAGGGCAGCAGCAACAGCAGCGAAGCCAGCAGCAGCAGCAGCAAAGCCAGCAGCAGCAGCAGCACCUCCAGUUAAGCCGAUGCCUGGGGUCAAGGAAGCAGCAGCAGCAACAGCAAAACCAGCAGCAGCAGCACCAGCAGCAGCAAAGCCAGCAGCAGCAGCAGCACCAGCAUCGAAGCCAGCAGGAGCAGCGGCAAUAAAUGCAGCAGCAACUAAAGCAGCAGCAACACCAGCAGUGGCGGAGAAGUCUGCAGCAGCAGCAGCAGGAAAAGCAGCAGCAGCAGCAGUGCCACAACCAGUGGGAGCAGCAGGAGCACCCAAAGCAGCGGCAGCAGUAGCAAAACCGCUAGCACCAGCAGCAGCAAAACCACUAGCACCAGCAGCAGCAGCAAAACCAGCAGCAGCAGCAAAACCAGCAGCAACAGCUAGCAUCAAGAUUCCUGCUGAUGCUGCUGCUGUUUUCAGCCCAAAGAGCCCCGCUGCAGCUGCUGCAGCAGCAAAACCUGCAAAACCAGCAGCAGCAGCAAAACCGGCAGCAACUGCAGCAGCAAAGCCAGCAAUAGCAACUCCAGCAGCGAAACCAGGAACAGCAACUGCAGCAGCAAAGCCAGCAGCAACAACUGCAGCAGCAAAGCUAGCAGCAGCAAAGCCAGCAGCAGCAACUGCGGCAGCGAAACCGGCAGCAGCAACGCCGGCAAAGGCAACAGGAGCAACCGCAGCAAAACCAGCAGCAGCAGCAGCAGCAAAACCAGUGGCAGCAGCACCAGCGAAACCUGCAGCAUUGAUAAAGCCUGCAACAACAACAGCAGCAGCAAAGCCGGCAGCAGCAGCAGCAGCGAAACCAGCAGCAGCAGCAAAACCGGCAGUAGCAGCAGCAGCGAAACCUGCAGCAGCAGCACCAUCAAAACCACAGGCAGCACCAAUAGCAGCAACAAGAGAAGAACCAGGAGCUUCUCCUCAAGCAGCAGCAGCAGCAGCAGCAGCAGCAGAUGGCCGCAGCUACAGGCUAAUUCACUUGCUGAGGUCUCGGCCGCCGCUGCUGCUGCUGCUGCACAGCGUGGAGGAGCAGCUAAAAGCAACAGCAGCAGCAGGAGCAGCAGCAGUAGCAGCAGCAGUAGCAGACACAGCAGCACACAGACGCAUGACCCCGCAACUGGGAGACAAACUAGUAGAAGACACAUCAGCAGCAGCAGCAACAGCAGCAGCAGCGGAAGCAGAAGCAGCAGCAAAUGAAGGGGUCCAAACAAUUAACUGCAGCAGCAGCCCCGUGCUGCAGCUGCUGGACUAUUGCAGAAGACACGCAGAUGUUUAUUCAAUUUGGAAUUGGGAAAAAGAGUUGCAGCGCUUCGAAGGCGAAAAGAGAAAAGCAAAAGGGACAAAACAAUUUGCUGCAACAGCAGCAGCAGCAGCAGACCAUUCGAGACACAAAAAGGAGAAAAAACAAUUUGCUGCUGCACCAGCAGACCACUGGAGACAAAAAGAGGAGACAAACAGAUUUGCUGCUGCUGCAGCAGCGAAGCAUAAACGAACAAAGGAGGCUGCUGA
Eimeria tenella is the source of this 2276-nucleotide messenger RNA. RefSeq lists its product as uncharacterized. The annotation marks the transcript as partial. The transcript is spliced from 3 exons. Lineage: Eukaryota; Apicomplexa; Conoidasida; Eucoccidiorida; Eimeriidae. The record is from RefSeq and is a predicted model, not a curated record.